AUGCGCACCAAGAAGGACCUCACGGACAACAAUCGAACUGCAAUCCUGCAGCAGCUUCUCGCGCGGAUGGUUGAUCACAAGACAUUGCCACGACGUGCCUUAGCAGCGUCGCCGUCUCCUUUGGUGUUGACCGAAGCACGGGAAGAAAGGUCGUUCCGGCAGGAACCUCAAGCACGACUCUGUUGUCUCACACUCGUGCCCAAGGCUCGACGGACAACAUUUCGGUCCAUCGCUGCCGCCAUGACCAUGCCCAAGUCGACCCUGCAUGACUACCAUCGGCGAGGAAUUUUCGUGAAAUACUCUAGUACAGUCAAGCCGGCACUGACGGAUGUCAACAAGGCCCAUAAUGGACUGUGUCGAUGUGGACGAAAAGUGGUUCUUCGCCACGCGAGUUCACAGUCGAACUAUCUUGCACCCGACGAAGACCCUCCUCAUCUCACGGUCAAGUCCAAAACGUUCAUCAUGAAGGUCAUGUUUCUAUCCACCGUUGCACGAUCACGUUGGGACCAUGACAAAUGCGAGUGGUUCGACGGCAAGAUCGGCACAUGGCAUUUUACGGAUCGAGUUCCGGCGUUGCGUGGAAGCCGCAAUACACCGGCUGGAACCAUGGUGAUGAAGCCGGUCAGCGUGACUCGCGAUGUGUACACGCCCAAGCUCCUGGACAAGGUAAUCCCCGCUAUCAAAGCAAAUUGGCCCCAAGAUGAGACCAAGGGUGUGAUCAUCCAGCAGGACAACUCCAGGCCUCACGUUCCCCCAUCGGACCCUCGCAUCGUUGCUGCGUGUACCAGCGGAGGGUGGGCCAUGCAAGAGAGGUUUCAGCCUCCCCAAAUGCCGGACCUCAACGUGUUGGACCUGGGGUUCUUUCGAGCGUUGUAG
Molecule: messenger RNA, 876 nt
Organism: Aphanomyces astaci
Lineage: Eukaryota; Oomycota; Saprolegniomycetes; Saprolegniales; Verrucalvaceae
Exons: 3
Coding region: 1-876 (291 amino acids)
Molecular function (GO): nucleic acid binding
Source: RefSeq, a predicted model, not a curated record